AUUGUUGACUGGUGGGAGGUCCGACGCUGAACCAUUCUGGGUGGCUGUUAAAAUUCGUCUCUGUACAGUAGAUUCUCAAAGUCUUGAUACAAAAACAAUGGGUCUCCUGUCCCUCCUACGUAAACUGAAGUCAGCUCCAGACCAAGAGCUGCGCAUACUGUUACUUGGUCUGGAUAAUGCAGGUAAAACAACUUUGCUGAAGAAAUUAGCCUCAGAAGAUAUAACUCAAACCACCCCAACACAAGGCUUCAAUAUAAAGUCUGUCCAGUCAGAUGGGUUUAAGCUCAAUGUUUGGGACAUUGGUGGACAACGCAAGAUUCGACCUUACUGGAGAAAUUACUUUGAAAAUACUGAUGUUCUAAUCUAUGUCAUUGAUAGUGGUGAUAGAAAAAGGUUUGAAGAGACAGGUCAAGAGCUUGGAGAGAUACUAAGUGAAGAGAAGCUUGCAGGUAUACCUGUCUUGAUAUUUGCAAAUAAGCAAGAUCUCUUUAAUGCAGCACCUGCCUCAGAGAUAGCAGAAGGUCUUCAACUCCAUACAAUCAGAGACCGCACUUGGCAAAUACAAGCCUGCUCAGCUACCUCUGGCGAGGGUGUUAAAGAUGGAUUAGACUGGGUCUGUAAGAAUCUCAAGAAGAAAUGAAGCCACUUGCUUCCUCCAGCACAAUAAGUAUUCCGUCCAAGUGCAGUAUGAGUUAGCUAAUAUAUUAUUUGUGAGAGUUCAUUUAUAGUUUGCAUAAAUAGCAAUAAAAAUCACCAGGCAUAAUGAGGUAUAAUCAUAGAAAAAAUAGUCUUAUUAAGUGGCACAAAACUUGACAGUGUUGCAUAGGCAUGCUGUUGGGGUGUGGUAUUGUAUUUAUUGAUAUUUAUUACAUUUACAAAUUUAUUUCCGUUGACAUCACAGGCAUUUUAUAACCUAAUGCCUGGCUCAUUUGACUCAUUUAUAACUGACCAGAGUCUGUGGAUUGAAAACACAGGUCCCAUUAAUUAAUAUGGAACUAAGGGAAUGAUUACCUGUAGUUCAAAUUCUUCCAUCACAGUCAAAGCUCUCAAAAAUGGAUACAGUAAACCUUUUAUGUUGAGUGGAAUAAGCACUUGCUCCUCAUUUUUUAUAUAUUUUCUUUCAAGAAUCCAUCCUGUUUUUCGUAAUGAAAUUCAUUCAUAAUACAGUAAAUACCUUACACUAUAUAAGAGAUAUGGCAGGGUUAUAAUGUAAAUUUUAAAAUUUAACACUUUCCAAUGGCAUAGACAUCAUUACCCCACUCACUCCACACUGCAUGUAGCAUAUAUUUAACUUGCCUUUCCAUGAUAUGAGAAGCUGAAACAUUUAGAAAAGAUAUGGUGAAGCUCUGCACACACAAUAAUGAAAAGCAGUCAUGUGUAAAUGACCCUAAAUGCAUUGUGCCAAGAAACUAAAGUGGCAGUGGAAGGAAAUACUGUUGCCAAUUUAAUACUUCUAUCACCUUAAGACUUGCCACCGCCUCUUGUGAUAGUUUAUGUUCAGUGACGAAUGAUUCCAGAAUACGUGUUGUGUAAAUCUAUACAUAUCAUUAUGUUUAUGAGAUAGCUACUAUACUUGUUAAGAAUUGAAAUACAGUGUACUGUGUUUUCUGGAUGUUUUGAGGAAGUCUAGCUACAUUUUCCAAUUCAUUUUAGCAACACUAGCUUCCACCUGCACUGGCAAGUUAACUAAAAUUACAGACACCCACAAAAGUCCUGUCACCUCUCCUCCUGAACCACAAACCCCAAAAUUCAGACUCGUGAACCUGAAGCUGUAGACACAUGCAUUAUUUUGUUCAUGAAAUGCUUCAGGUUCACGAGUCUGAAUCUCGGGGUUCGUGGUUCAGGAGACGAGACGACGGGACUUUUGUGGGUGACUAUACAGACAUUGAAGAGUACUGAUAUACAGUACUGUACAGUAUUUUUAUGAAACAUUAGUGUGAUUCCUUUUCAUGGAAAAAGGCAUUGGAAAUGCAAUAAAUUACUAAUAUUUGGAUGAGUAAAGCUUUCUUAUUUAUGCUAUGCAAGUAUUGUACAGUAAUAUGUUAUAUAGGGUUAGAAAUUGCAGUCUUUGGUGCCCACAAACUCCCUCUUUUCCCAUUACUAAAUUGAUUUGCAGAUGUGAGGUUUCAGGUUCACCCAACCCCUUCUGGGACACAGCACUGCAUGAAAUAGUUGGCUUACAUUAUUUGUGGCUACAAAUGCUACUUAUGAGUGAAGAGUUUUGCUGCCUCACCUUGUGGGUACAGGUUGACUAUAAAAAAUCCGGCAACCUCGGGACCUGAGGAGUGCCGGAUUUUCGAAAAUGCUGGAAAACUGAUGGUUAUAUUUGCUGUAUAAGUUUAACAGAAAAUGACUGCCUGUACAGUCCUUU
This is a messenger RNA of Homarus americanus (American lobster), 2371 nucleotides long. Its product is annotated as ADP-ribosylation factor-like protein 3. The transcript is spliced from 5 exons. The coding region runs from base 98 to 640 and encodes 180 amino acids. Lineage: Eukaryota; Metazoa; Arthropoda; Malacostraca; Decapoda; Nephropidae. Gene Ontology annotation, molecular function: GTPase activity; GTP binding. Gene Ontology annotation, biological process: cilium assembly. The record is from RefSeq and is a predicted model, not a curated record. Gene Ontology annotation, cellular component: cytoplasm; microtubule cytoskeleton.